This is a messenger RNA of Meleagris gallopavo (turkey), 6228 nucleotides long. The record is from RefSeq and is a predicted model, not a curated record. Lineage: Eukaryota; Metazoa; Chordata; Aves; Galliformes; Phasianidae.
CCCGGCUCUGCAGUGCUGUCCUGGGGCUCGCUGCCGUGCUGCCAGGUGCCUGUUGGUGCUGGCUGUGCGCCUGCCUCCGCACCUCUGGGCAUGCAGGCCUUGUCCGGCUGCACCUCUAGGGCUGGGAGGAAACGACUCCUAAGGUAUGGCCUCACAAGUCUUGGUCUAUCCACCAUAUGUUUAUCAAACCCAGUCAAGUGCCUUUUGUAGUGUGAAAAAACUCAAACUAGAACCAAGCAGUUGUGUGUACCACGAAAGAGCCUACCCACAAAUCUAUGUGAAUGGUAAAAACUUUGGAAUCUCUCCCCAUAGGGUUAGUACUUUCCUUCAGACUAAAAACCCAUUUGACAGACCUCGAGGACAGAACGUUUUGUUGCAGUCAAAUGCUGUUGCUUUAAAAAAUAUUGCAGGUGCUACAAAAGCGUUAGCAGCGCAGGCGCAGCAAGCUCAGUUGGAAGCACCUCAGCCUGGGACUCAAAGAAACAGAGUAGAUAUACUGGAAGGACCCCAGCGAUGUGGAUUGAAGCGUAAGAGUGAAGAGCUAGAUAAUCAAAGCAGCACGAUGCAGAUUGUUGAUGAACUGUCCAUAUUGCCUGCGAUGUUGCAAACCAAUGUGGGAAACCCAGUGACAGUUGUGACAACUGCUGCAACUUCAAAACAAACUGGUACAAGUGGAGAUGGAGACUACCAGCUGGUACAGCAUGAGGUUUUGUGCUCUGUGAAAAAUACUUACGAGGUUCUUGAUUUUCUUGGGCGAGGGACCUUCGGACAAGUGGUGAAGUGCUGGAAAAGGGGGACAAAUGAGAUUGUGGCAAUCAAAAUUUUGAAGAAUCAUCCUUCGUACGCACGCCAAGGACAAAUAGAAGUGAGCAUAUUAGCAAGGCUAAGUACUGAAAAUGCUGAUGAAUUCAAUUUUGUGAGAGCCUACGAAUGCUUUCAGCAUCGUAACCAUACUUGUCUGGUUUUUGAGAUGUUGGAACAGAAUUUAUAUGACUUCCUGAAGCAAAACAAAUUCAGCCCUCUGCAACUGAAAGUAAUACGGCCUAUUCUACAACAGGUGGCCACUGCACUGAAAAAACUAAAAAGUCUUGGUUUAAUCCAUGCUGACCUCAAACCAGAGAACAUUAUGUUGGUGGAUCCUGUUCGGCAGCCUUACCGGGUUAAAGUAAUAGAUUUUGGGUCUGCCAGCCAUGUAUCAAAGACUAUUUGUUCAACCUAUUUACAAUCCCGAUAUUAUAGAGCACCAGAGAUCAUACUGGGAUUGCCGUUUUGUGAAGCCAUAGACAUGUGGUCAUUAGGGUGUGUGAUUGCAGAGCUGUUUCUUGGAUGGCCACUGUACCCAGGAGCACUGGAAUAUGACCAGAUUCGUUACAUUUCUCAGACUCAAGGUUUGCCAGGAGAACAGUUGUUAAGCAUGGGGACGAAAACUGCAAGAUUUUUCUGUAGAGAAACAGACGCACCAUAUUCUAGUUGGAGAUUAAAGACUUUGGAAGAGCACGAGGCAGAGACAGGUAUGAAGUCUAAAGAGGCCAGGAAGUAUAUUUUCAACAGUUUGGAUGAUAUAGUGCAUGUGAACAUGGUGAUGGAUUUGGAAGGAAGUGACCUGUUGGCAGAGAAGGCAGACAGGAGGGAAUUCGUCAGUCUGUUGAAGAAAAUGUUGCUGAUUGAUGCUGAUUUAAGAAUCACUCCAGCUGAGACGCUGAACCAUUCUUUUGUUACCAUGAAGCACCUCCUCGAUUUUCCUCAUAGCAACCAAGUAAAGUCCUGUUUUCACAUCAUGGAUGUUUGCAAGUGCAGAUCAAAUUUAUAUGACCUAAGCAACCGCAAUAAAACAUCGCUUAUGAGACCAGUUGCCUCAGGCAGUGCAGCUAAUCUGACUGCAAGCUUCACCAAAAUUGGCCCAUUAAGAAGCCAGGCUUUAACUGCAUCUGCACACUCAGUUUUGCACCAAGGAAUACCACUGCAGGCAGGAACUGCUCAGUUUGGUUGCAGUGACAUUUUCCAGCAGACACUGAUUAUAUGUCCUCCGACUCUUCAAGGAAUUACAACAAACCACAGUAAACCCACAAGUUUCUCCUUGAGGGUGGACAACGCCGUUCCCUUGGUGACCCAGGCCCAUGCAAUUCAGCCACUGCAGAUUCGAGCAGGAAUCCUUUCUCAGACAUGGUCAAACCACACCCAGCAAAUCCUGGUUCCUGCGUGGCAGCAAGUGGCACCAGUGGCAGCCCCUGCAACAUCUCUAGCUUCUGAUCCUGUGGCUGGCCCACAGAGGCUUGGAGACUGGGGGAAGAUGAUUACCCAGGGCACUCAUUACAACUCAGUGAUGCCGCAGCCUCUUUUAACACAUCAAAUAACCUUUUCUGCCCCACAGCCAAUUAGCGUGGGCAUUGCACAUGUUGUCUGGCCUCAGCCUGCAGCUACCAAGAGGAAUAAACUGUGUCAGAACAGGAGCAAUGCGUUGCAAAAUACCAAUAUCCAAAAUUCAGCCUUUAUAUCUCCAAAGAUAAUUAACCUGAAGGCUGUAAAGAGAAUAAGCUGUAUAGAAGCACAGGACAAUCAUAACUCGGAUGGACGGGAGAGGAACUGCUGCGAGGCGUCGGUCAGGCUGGACCCUGCUUCAUCCCUUUCCAACAAGCAGCGACAGGCUAUCUUCAUUGCGGGCUCCCCCAGCCCUGCAGUCAGUGUCAUCACCAUCAGCAGCGACACCGAUGAAGAUGACUUAGGUCAAACACGUUCUCUGAGAGAGUGCAAAGGUAGCCUUGACUGUGAAGCCUGCCAAAAUACUCUGAAUAUUGACCGUGUCUGUUCUCUAAGCAGUCCUGAUAGCACUCUGAGCACGAGCUCCUCGGGGCAGUCCAGUCCAUCUCCUUGCAAGAGAUCCAACAGUAUGUCAGAUGAUGAACAGGAAAGUGGAUGUGAUACAGUGGAUGGUUCCCCAACUUCAGACUCUUCAGGACACGACAGCCCGUUUGCUGAAGAUAGCUUUGUAGCUAAUACCAACAAAAAUAAGGAAGCAAGAGCAUCAGUUAAUUCUGAAACCAAACCAGCUGUUUGCACAGUAGUGGUGCCACCAAUGAGUCUUGAAAGCAGGUUACGUCUUGAUGAACAGAUGGUGAACACAGAUGCUACUUGUCAGCCAUUGAAAAACGGUCGGUCUGUCCUGGGAAGGAAAACCCAGUCUUCUGCUGUGGGAAACCGUCAGCAAAAACUGGCAUCAGCAUUCCAUCAGCAACAUUUAAACUUCAGCCAGGUGCAGCACUUUGGAUCUGCGCCGCAGGAAUGGAAUGGGAACUACGCUCAUCGCAGGCAGCAGGCCUACAUCGCCCCGAGCGUCGCCAGUCACGCUUUCUCCCUUCCACAAGGAAGUCCAAACCCCACCACCGUGCACGCACAUCUCUCUGCAGGCACCCACCUGGGAGGACAGCCUGCCAUCCUUCCGUACCCAUCGUCGGCACCCCUUAGUACUGCUGCACCCGUUGCCCACCUCCUCGCUUCACCGUGUACCUCAAGGCCCUUACUGCAACAUCCAACGUACAACAUGUCUCACCCCAGCGGUAUAGUUCACCAAGUUCCCGUUGGCAUAAAUCCCCGUCUUUUACCUUCCCCAACCAUUCAUCAGACUCCGUACAAACCAAUUUUUCCACCACAUUCGUACAUUGCAGCAUCACCUGCUUACACAGGAUUUCCACUGAGUCCGACAAAACUCAGCCAGUACCCGUUUAUGUGAGAACUCAAGUAGAGUAUAUUGAGGAAGCUCAAUGAUACGGAAGUUUGACUUAAGAAGAAACAUGGUAUUUAUUAAAUAUUAGCCAUGGCACAACAGGAAAAUUAUUUUUUUGAAUCAUGUAGACUUGGGUGCAAUUUAAACAACUCUGAGCUUUAAAAAAAAAAAAAAACAAACUCACUUUUAAUGUGUUUUGCACAUUUGGUAUAACUUGUCUUUGGUCAUGUUAUCUUCUUAUAUAGUAACUUUAGACAGGUGACUUACGGGAGCAGAAAUCUGGUUUUGCUCCUCCUAUUUUUUAUAAAAUUGCCUUCUAACUAGUGCAAGACACGUCUACAUUUGGAAGCCAUUCAGUGUACAGAAUUAGAGCAACAGAUGCACAUACGUCAGCAGUACAGCGUAGAAGUAACUUGUUUGUAUUACGUACCUUGGUGUUUAAAUGUUGAGUCACUUAUCUAAGAGUUGGGCUGUUGUUCUUCACAUUGCAUGUGUCUUUUGCAUGGGCAAAGAAGCCUAAACAUUGCUCUUAAAUGUCGUUGUCCUAAUAAUCUCAGCUGCAUUGUAAACUGUUCCCACACAUAGUGCCUUAAAUAUUUGAGGUUGUUAAUGUUAUUACUUAUAUAUCAAUGUUGAGGACUGCAGCACUUAAAAAUUCAGAUCUGCUGAUUUUUUGAUAGCGUAUUGCUCAUUUUGGGUUUUGUGUGGUAUGAUUUUAGUAUUUGGUGUUUUUUCCUUAUCGAGAAGGCAGCACGUUUUGCUGUAGCUGAACUUUGCUGUCUUUUUUUUCCCAGAAUGAUCUAGCUUCAAGAAAAGACUUUAGUAGUGCUUAAGAAAAGUUGAUUCAGUAGCUCUCGAGUAGUGACACGCAGCACAGUAUUCCAUCCUGUUCAGUGGAACUGCAGUACAAUCCAAGUAGUCUGUUUGAAAAGUGUUUGUCUAACUGGGUAUAAUGGAAUGUUAGAGGUGCGGUAGGCAUGACUGGCUGGGUAAUGAGAGAAAAGCCAAGUGCUCAUCGACUCAUGAUGUGGUUUCACCUUAGCUUGAGCGAACCGUGCAGUAUUCAGUAACUAGUAGCAGAAUAUUUACUGUUGAAGCUUGAAGAGAUGUGAGUUCUUUGUGUGCAAUCUUUCAUUUAUGCAUGGGAGAGAUUUGAGUCUUUCUACAUACUAGGAUUUGUUUCGGCCUGUUGCGGGUGUUUGCUUAUUGAAUACAUUCCGUCAGGGACGUCAGUUACAUGCUUCUGGCAUUUUGCUUUUCCUUAGGAGGCGUGUCUUUCUGUUUCUCAUUUUGUUCAAAUGAAGUUGCUUUUGCAGCACCAAAGACUUAAUCAUCCAUUUCCUAUAAAAGGUAGCUACUUUUUCAUAGACCUCAAGUAUACUGUAGUGUAGAGAUGGGUUUUAAAGAAGGUAUUAAACUGAGGCUGUGUUUUAGCUUAUGGGCAAGUAAUAAAUUGUAUCAUUUAUCUUGAAUGUAUCAUAGAUAAGCUGCUAUAUAAUGAUUGCCACUUCAGAUAGCUGUGAAAUUAGGUGAUUAACUAGUUCUUUCUUAGCCUUCUAAUUUCUGUACAAGUCUAAUUACAUGAAAUAGAAGCCGGGUUUUGGGUUGUUUUUUUUUUAUUUUAUUUUAUUUCUUUUUAUCAUGUUUGAAGUGUCGUAACUACUAUACUGUAAAUGAGGAAAGAUGAUUGCGUAUGUUUUUUUGGGGUGUGUUAUUUGCAUCAGUAUUUUAUCUCCAUUAACUUUGAGCUCAUCACUGCAUAUAAAUGGAUGUAUUGAUGUAACUUAAUUUUUUUUUUAAUGUUUUCAUAUUGGCAUUGUGUAGACACUUAAGAAGCUGCAUCUUGCAGGCUUGACUUAACUUUUUUUUAAAACAAAAUCUGGAAUACAAUCUUUGCAAUGUUGACUGGAAUAAGAGUGCAAAGCAUUUGAGUUUAACUCUGUCAAUAAGCUAAGAACUGGUAAACUUUUUCUUUACUCCACUAACACAAGCAGUGUUUUAUUUAACGAAUGUCUGAAUGAAAUAAAUGUGCCUACAUUUGAUUUAUUUUUAAGUAAUAACUAAAAUACAACAGUAUUAGAUCAUAAAAACAAAAUACCAGCAGUACAUUUUUAAUCACACUGAAAAUUAAGAAACCUAACUUUUCCCAAAAGUUUCAGUGUUUUUAGUAAUCAACUCUAUGCAUUUUGUACAAGUAUAAAUGUAUAUAUAAAGUAUGCAUUAGAAACUAGGAGCAUCCUGAUUAAUUAGAAAUCUUAUCAACCUAUAUAUGAAGCCUAAAUACACCGAGUCGAGAGCAUGCUCUAAUUGGAUACCCACCUUGCCACUUCCAACUUGUGCUGUAUGGUCCAGCAGAUUGCUUUUUGUUAGCUCCCUCCUGUUGGGAAUUGACACUUUUCUGGUGCUUACUCCAUUGCAGGCAAUGGACACACCACGAAUCACCAAUGCAAAUGGAGUAAAUGAAUUUUUUAUUGUGAUAACAAAAAAAAUAAUAAUAAUAAAAUAAA